Messenger RNA from Rhipicephalus sanguineus (brown dog tick), 1073 nucleotides. RefSeq names its product juvenile hormone acid O-methyltransferase. The transcript is spliced from 3 exons. Gene Ontology annotation, molecular function: S-adenosylmethionine-dependent methyltransferase activity. The record is from RefSeq and is a predicted model, not a curated record. Bases 177 to 788 code for a protein of 203 amino acids. Lineage: Eukaryota; Metazoa; Arthropoda; Arachnida; Ixodida; Ixodidae.
CGACAGUGCCUCGCGACAAUGAUACGUCCUAAAGCCUCUGUCCCAUGUAGCCACCGGAGACUCCGUGCUGUACUUGCAGUGUAUCUGCAUUGUAAACGCUUUAAAACAGAUAACUUCGUAUCCUUAGGUUCUUGUGGCUUAUAGAUUUAGAAUAUCUCGCGAUCGUAGUUCAAGUCAUGAAGUCUUCGUUCAGCUACCCCACUGCGAGGCCCCCGAACAUGAGCGUGGACCUUAACACGUACGUGAGCGUCGAGUCGUAUCCGUGUCAGGAAGACCUCAACGCCUGGAGAAGGAUCAGCUUCUGCAAGGCCUCCAAGAGGCACCACCAACACCUGGACGUCGGCUGCGGCCUGGGUAACUUCACGCGCAACCACCUGCUGCCUUUCUCGCGUCCUUGUCGAAGGCUCGUGGCAGUUGACAGUUGUCCCAGGAUAAUCGAGUACGCCCGCGAGCGCACGUGGCAUCCCGAGAUCUUCUACGACGUGCUGGACAUUGAGAAGGAUGAUGACGUCACGUGCUUUAUUGACAAGUACGGGAAGUUCGAGCGUGUGUACUCGUUCAUGUGCUUCCACUUCGUGAAAGACCAGCCUGCAGCGUAUAGGAACGUGCGCCGGCUGUUGGCCGAAGACGGCGAGUGCGUCGUGGUAUCUUGCGUGAGCACCCAACUCACGGACGUUUGGCUUCAGGUGCACGAAACGCAGAAGUGGAAGUCGUACGUGCCGGAUCCAAAGGAUAUAUUCUCACCCCACUUCCGCUUCAACUGUGUUACGCCAGUCCGUCAAAAUUGAAGAAGAAACCAGCAAGUUGGUCACACAGGCCGGUUUGCAUUGCGUCAGGUGCGAGAUUUACGAAAACGAGUGGACAUUUCCCGACAUCGACACCAUUAUACAUUUCUUCUUCGCCAUCUUCGGGUCGGAGGAAGUGGUCCCUGACGCCGAGAAGGAAGCAUUUAAAAAUGUGUGGAGGACAAUACUCGAGAAGAAGACGCAGGAGAGGCCCGAAGGGGGUCGUCAAUUGAAGUUUCUCAUUUCCGUGGCACACGCGUCGCAUCGUCCGCAGGCAGGCAAUGUCGC